Fraxinus pennsylvanica is the source of this 405-nucleotide messenger RNA. The record is from the annotation of a GenBank genome assembly. Lineage: Eukaryota; Viridiplantae; Streptophyta; Magnoliopsida; Lamiales; Oleaceae.
AUGGCCACCUCAAUUGCAGAUGCCCAAAUUCUCGGACUCAAUGUCACACUAAAUUUAAAUGGGACUGUAAAUUGUACUCUCAAUAGCACCAUUGGUGGCCCACCUUUCCCUAAUGCUACGGUGCAGUUGCAAUGUCCUCCUGGAAUUAAUAUUACCACUGCUAUUACAAAUUCACUUGGACAAUUUAAUCUCAACGUGAGCGUUCCUCGAAUUCUUCCCAGCUUACUGAAUUGCAGCCUUGUUGUUUUAACCCCUCUUGCGAACUGCAAUGCUUCCCUGCCACCAGUGGGACGUCUUGUGUCCGGCCCCUUAGCAGUUGUUCGAGUUGACAUCAUUAACAAUACCAUUACCAUAUUUUUAAGGCUUCUUGGUUUAUUCUUCAACGCUGAGAUCGGUUCUGGUUAG